This is a messenger RNA of Lithohypha guttulata, 744 nucleotides long. RefSeq lists its product as uncharacterized. Gene Ontology annotation, biological process: unsaturated fatty acid biosynthetic process. The transcript has 2 exons. Gene Ontology annotation, molecular function: oxidoreductase activity. Lineage: Eukaryota; Fungi; Ascomycota; Eurotiomycetes; Chaetothyriales; Trichomeriaceae. The record is from RefSeq and is a predicted model, not a curated record. Bases 1 to 744 code for a protein of 247 amino acids.
AUGACGAAGGAUGUUGUCUUUGUGCCAAAAAUACUCGAAGACAUCCGCACUGACGACAAGACACGACUGGAACUUUUGUUGGAUCUUGCGGAGGACAGUCCUUUGGUUACACUUGCACGUUUGACACGACAUCAGCUGAUUGGAUGGCAACUAUACUUGUUCUUCAACGUGACUGCCGGCAAAGACAGCUUGCCAAAUGGCAGAAAACUGGCAACAAAAGCAGAUAUGACUCACUUUACCAUAUCUAGUCGGCUCUUCCUACCAUCACAGCAGUUUUACAUCCUCUUGUCAGAUGCUGGUAUCCUCUUCACUUUGCUUGCUCUUUACUUCGUAGCAAAGCACAAUGGCCUUACGACAAUGAUGCUCCUCUAUUUUGCUCCCUACUUGUGGGUUCACCAUUGGAUAGAUGUACCACACUAUACAGCUGCUACUUGGACAUUCACUCAAGGAGCGCUUGGCACCAUCGACCGAAGCUUCGGUUUCAUCGGGCGCCAUUUCUUCCACGAAAUCAUCGACUAUCAUUUGAUUCAUCACUUGUUCCCCAAGAUACCAUUCUAUCAUGCCGAAGAAGCCACCAAAGCUGUCAUGCCCCUACUUGGCUCAACUUACGUGGAUGCGAAGCAGGACUCGUUUCUGUGGUCGCUUUAUACUACGUUUCGUUCUUGCCGGUUUGUAACAGCAGAGCCACAAAGCAAGGACUCGGCUGCUAGUGGGAAAUUGGUCUGGGCCACAUUGGUCAAGUGA